AUGAACGAUCGUGAAACUUACUUCUAUCGAUGCUAUUCGCAAACCAGCGCUGGCGGCCUCAUCUCUGGCAAAGGUCCAGGGCAAGCACGACCCUUAGGCGACAACCUUCUCCCUGAGUUCAUCAAUCAUCUGAAUCUAAACACAAGAAAGCCGACUGCCCUCGUUUCAGUCAGUAGCCGUGUAAUCGAUACACUCCGACGCGCUUUCAACAAAUACUACGAAUACAGAGAAGACCCCAGCCAAAUCUGGAUCGCGUUCAUCUUCGUGCCUAAUGCAGACGAGCAUGUCUAUCAUCAUGCUGAGGGUCUAGCCGAGAGAUUCGAGAUGAGGGAAUCUAGACUGUUGCGAUACGAGUACCUGUUCGAAUGGGAAAUACCACAGAAAUACUUCAUUCAUGACGUCUCUGUCAAGACGCUCAUGAAGCGCGGAUUCAACAUGCGCGAGUUCCGCGUCAAGGACGAUCGCGGCGGUGUUACACUCCCAUCUAUCCCAACUUUGAAGAAAGAUUUCGCAAAAGCGAUCUUCGGAUCAUCGGACCACGCAUACGAAGUCGGCAUAUACCUAGGAAGUCUGGCCCGUUGUUUCGGAGCUCGUUCGCCAUCACGCCAGAUCACGCUUCAGCUUCAACAAGAUUGCUUUCCCAUAACUUCGGUCAACCACGACGAUCAGGUAUUCAGGCUGUCAUACGAGGAUGGUUCCAGAGUGCUUAUUGGGUUUGAUGAUGUUCGUGCCAUCGAAGACGGUGUUGACGUGGUCUUGCUCGAUUGGUGGCUGACAGAUCCCGAUUUCUGCGCCGCAUACGAAGAUCAUCUGGCUUGGGCCGAGCAGACAGGGGCAGACGUCGAGUCUGAAUGGGAGCUUCACAAGACAGAGAGGCAAAUCGAGAAAGCUGCUGUUGAGCUAGGAUUGUGA
This is a messenger RNA of Alternaria viburni, 912 nucleotides long. RefSeq lists its product as uncharacterized. NCBI's taxonomy places the organism in Eukaryota, Fungi, Ascomycota, Dothideomycetes, Pleosporales, Pleosporaceae. The coding region runs from base 1 to 912 and encodes 303 amino acids. The transcript has a single exon. The record is from RefSeq and is a predicted model, not a curated record.